Molecule: messenger RNA, 924 nt
Organism: Nerophis lumbriciformis (worm pipefish)
Lineage: Eukaryota; Metazoa; Chordata; Actinopteri; Syngnathiformes; Syngnathidae
Source: RefSeq, a predicted model, not a curated record
AUGUCAAACUCUUACAGUCAGCGGUCUGUUGUCGUCCUGUCAUUACUGGGGAUUUUAUCGGCCAUUAUGUCCGUGUUAUCGGUCAUUCUGAUUUUCCAGCUGCAACCACAACACACGGCAAUGAAGGAGGACGCCACUUCGGUCGUGCCUCCGCAUGUCCGACCUUUUCUGUCCCCGGUGUCCACGAUACUCUCGGCUCUUUCGCUAACCCUGAACUUGAGCUCCGUGGUGGUUUGCCUUCUACACGGCUACUUUUCCACCGAGGUGUGUCGAGGAGAGCAGGACACCGAAAGAGCCGACUGGUUCCUAGUGGACAGUAGAGCUGUGCGACACUUAGCCAUCGGACUAUUCUGCCUGGGAGUUUCAAUCUAUUUAGCAGCUAUGUCCAUUUUUAUGCUCCUCAUAUUUGAGGCGGAGACAGGUAUUGCAAGCGCGUGUGUCCUGGCCUCUGGCAUCUUCAUUCUCCUGGUGGUGGUGAUCCACUCCCUGGUCAAGUUUUCCCGAGUGGCUAAACGAGGCCAAGACGACCAUCUGGAAAAUCUCUUUCGCAGUGAGCUCAGAAGUAGCAACGACAGUCCUGUGUCAUGGCCCUGCGAGCUUAAAAUUGGCGUGGACAAACUGCGGGUGCCCCGCAGACUUUCUCACUUCCAGCAUCACAUGUCGCUCACGCCUUCAAGUAGCCCUAGACACCAGCAGCAGCACCACCUGCAGGAGGACUACGCCCCUGUCGUCGAAGAAUUGCAAGGCCACUCGAGCAACACGGACGGCUACAGCGGUGGCGACAGCGCUCCUCGCUCACACAGGAGCUUAUCGUCAGACUCCGUUUUACAUAAGAGCAAACCCUGGAAUGGUGUCAACAACGAGAUGAGAAGCGUCCUGGCGCGCAAGUCGCUGAAUCCGGCAAAAGACUCGACGCUUGUGUAA